Molecule: messenger RNA, 1755 nt
Organism: Toxotes jaculatrix (banded archerfish)
Lineage: Eukaryota; Metazoa; Chordata; Actinopteri; Toxotidae
Gene: glrx3
Product: glutaredoxin 3
Exons: 1
Coding region: 39-1016 (325 amino acids)
Source: RefSeq, a predicted model, not a curated record
CCGGGCGACACCGGAACCGUUGCGCAGGGGGCAGAAAAAUGGCGAAUCUCGUGGAAGCUACGACUCAGCAGAAGUUUGAAGAUAUCUUGGCCAAAGCUGGAAAAUGCCUGACCGUGGUGCAUUUUCAGGCGGCAUGGGCUCCCCAGUGCGGCCACAUGAACGAAGUAAUGGCCGAGCUGGCCAAAGAGCACACACACACCACGUUUGUGAAGUUGGAGGCGGAAGCGGUGCCGGAGGUGUCGGAGAAGUAUGAAAUCUCCUCUGUCCCCACUUUCCUUUUCUUCAAAGGCGGAGAGAAGGUGGAUCGCCUAGACGGGGCCCAUGCUCCGGAGCUGACCAAGAAGGUUCAGCGCUUGGCAGUGACCGGGAGUCCGGGUGGAGCUGCGGAGGGUAGCUCCACAGACCUCAACCAGCGGCUAAAGAAGCUGAUCAACGCGGCGCCCUGCAUGCUCUUCAUGAAGGGGUCCGCACAGGAGCCCCGUUGCGGCUUCAGCCGGCAGAUUGUGGCCCUACUGAAGGAACACAACAUCCAGUUCAGCAGCUUCGACAUCCUGUCCGACGAGGAGGUCCGACAGGGGCUGAAGACGUACUCCAAUUGGCCCACAUACCCUCAGCUGUAUGUGAAUGGCGAGCUGGUGGGAGGACUGGACAUUGUGAAGGAGCUGGCAGAGUCUGGAGAACUGGAGAACACCUGCCCCAAGGCUGUCACUUUGGAGCACCGGCUGAAGACCAUCAUCAACCAGAGCCCAGUUAUGCUGUUCAUGAAGGGCAACAAAGAGGCUGCAAGAUGUGGCUUCAGCAGGCAGAUAUUGGAGAUUUUAAACGGCACCGGGGUGGAUUAUGACACCUUUGAUAUUCUGCAGGAUGAAGAGGUGCGUCAGGGUCUGAAGACUUAUUCUAACUGGCCAACCUAUCCCCAGCUCUAUGUGAAAGGAGAGCUGAUUGGAGGUUUGGACAUAGUCAAGGAGCUGAAGGAGAGUGGAGACCUGGUGUCAGUGCUAAAGGGGGAGUCGUAAAUGUAUUUGCCAUGGCAUCAGAGAGAGGGAACAACAACAACCUACUACACGACACAUGCCCAGAUCAGCCUUCUGUCACUGAUGCAACAUUACAGGAGAGCCAAGAAGUGAAAGAAACAAUUUACGAAAAGAAAUUAGAAUUAAUAAUCAAAUUACUCUCUUAUAACCAAACUAUUGUUGCAUUUGGAUAGGUCCAUGUUGUGUUUACGGUCAAAAAUGAAACUGCAGUUAACGAGAAUUGUCUUGGUUUUCAUUCUGAAUUUUCCAUCAUAAAGUGUUACUGGAAAGUUUUGCUUUGGGUAAUUCUUGAAAAUAUAUCUUCAGAAAUGUUUAAUGUGAAAGUAAAACCCCCCUUCUUAAUUUUAUAAAUCCCUGCAGUUUGGUUAAAAAACCUCCUCCAUGCUUUGUGUUCGGUUUAAACACCUCCAUGCUUUCUGACAGUGGGGAAAUACCAUUAAAUAGCUGACUUGGGAUCAUAUUGUCUGGGGGGCACAUUUCUGGUUUAGUCCAAGUUGGCCUGGUACUAAGCAUUCUUUUCACACUUUAUUGCUUACUCUUCAUGCCGUCCUGUUCAGCUCGUGUCCAAACAUUCUUCACCUGACAGACAGAAAAAGUGUCUUUUACCAUAUAUAAGAAUCACUAUAGUUUAAAUACUUACAAUGAAUUCUGUGUGGCACUUACUGAUGUGUUUGUUCAUCAUUAACAUUAUGAUUAAACAAUAAAAAAAAUAUCAGAUGUU